GGAUUCUCAUUUUAAAUCAAGACAACAUCCAGACGUCAACAUGAUCGCUGAGUUUUUCCAAGAGUGUGUGAUGGACUCGGCCCCGUCUGUGGUUGCAACCGCUGUCCUCGGCCUGUUCAUGUACCUUGGCUUUCUGACUCUGACUUCCGCAGUAUCAGAAGCUGCACUUCCUAAUGUACCAAAGCUCAAAGGCUAUCCUGUUCUCGGUGCCAUACCUAUCUACUUCAGGGACGGCAUGGCGCUGUUAUUGGAGACUUUAACGACUUUGGGUGAAGACGGAAUUGCGUAUGCACAGGUCGGCAACAAGACGUUGGUGUCAGUUCAUGACCCCGUCAUGGCGAAGGAGGUGUUGGCUUUCACUGAUAAGAUCGCAUCGAGGCAAGAACCCUGUAGCUAUGAACCUCUGUUCUCGACCAAGCUGACUCGUUGCAGACUAGGCGACCCUCGUGUCUUCAGCUGGUCCCCAUUCUGGACUCUUACGCGACUGCUUGACAGAAAUCUCUUUGACGACGUAGGUCAUGAGGCAAUGCGCCAGCGUGGCGUCUACAUUCGCGAGUUCAAUAACCCUACCUCGAACGUGGGCAAAUUCGAAGGUGUCCUGCGAGUUGCUACUGAGCACGUCAAGGCUAUCGUGGGUGAUGCAGACGCAGCUCGCAUCGGUGAUAUCAGGCAUGCAGCAGAUAACUUCGCUGCUACACUCUGGGGCGACACACUCUACGGUCGAUCGGAUGCCCUUACAGACGACCGAGUAAUGAGAGUGGCGGAUGAGAUUUUGAGAAGGGCUGGCAGUCCUUGGCCUUCUGCGCUGUACUCUUUCAUGUUGACCUUCGGACUUGUGGAAGCUGGUAAGCCUAUACCGUCCGAAGCCAGAAUCCGCGCCGAGAUUGAAGACCUCUACAAGAAGAAUGUGCAACAUCUCGAGAACUAUGAACGCAGCAACCCGGAUUCACCGGUGAAAACUAUCCGGAGCCUUUCGGUGGCGGACGGUGGGAAGCGGACUGGUCCUUUGACCAUACUUGCUACUCAAUUCGCCAGGAUUAACGUUUUUGGUGGGCACCACAGCAUCGGCUCCAACAUAACGUGGACAUUGAUCGAGCUCCAGAAACGUCCAGACGUUCUUGCUAAGCUGCUAGCAGAGAUCGAAUCCAUUGGAGAGAUCGACUUCACGACUGUAACCACAAAGAUGCCGUACCUCAACGCAAUUGUCAUGGAGAUUAAUCGACUAUACCCGACUGUGCCCGCGACACUCCGAGUUAUCGAGCGAGAGACUCGCCUUGUAUCGUGCAAGAAGCCCGUCGUAUUGAAACCCGGCAUGCUGAUCUACCUCUCAUAUCUCCAUAUGCACACUUCACCCAAGUACUGGGGUCCUACUGCUGGCGAGUUUGACCCAAACCGCUUCUUGAAUGGGGUGGAUAAGAGCAAGCCGUUCAUGGCUUUUGGGUCGGGCACUCGUGACUGUGUCGGAUAUAAGUUUGCCUUACUGGCAGUGAAGGUAUAUCUUAUCACACUACUGCAGACCUACCGCUUCAAGGUCGAAGAAGACAACUGUACGCCCAAGCUGAACACUCUGCUUGAAACGUCCGGACCAGUCAAAGUUGAGUUCUUCCGCAAAACAUGA
Macroventuria anomochaeta is the source of this 1618-nucleotide messenger RNA. Its product is annotated as putative N-alkane-inducible cytochrome P450. Gene Ontology annotation, molecular function: oxidoreductase activity, acting on paired donors, with incorporation or reduction of molecular oxygen; monooxygenase activity; iron ion binding. The coding region runs from base 41 to 1618 and encodes 525 amino acids. The record is from RefSeq and is a predicted model, not a curated record. The transcript has 3 exons. NCBI's taxonomy places the organism in Eukaryota, Fungi, Ascomycota, Dothideomycetes, Pleosporales, Didymellaceae.